Erpetoichthys calabaricus (reedfish) is the source of this 1359-nucleotide messenger RNA. Its product is annotated as gastrula zinc finger protein XlCGF57.1-like. The coding region runs from base 1 to 1359 and encodes 452 amino acids. NCBI's taxonomy places the organism in Eukaryota, Metazoa, Chordata, Cladistia, Polypteriformes, Polypteridae. The transcript is spliced from 7 exons. The record is from RefSeq and is a predicted model, not a curated record.
AUGAGCAGUCUUCAUAGACACAGAAAAGUUCACACGGGAGAGAAGCCGUAUCGUUGUAAUGAGUGUGGCAGACAAUUUGGUGACAAGAGUACACUUCAGAAACACACUAGAAUCCACACUGGAGAGAAGCCACUUUACUGCCCUGAUUGUGGCAAGCAGUUCUUUGACAGAAUUAAUCUUCAGAGCCAUGCAAAAAUUCACACAGGACAAAAACCAUUUUACUGUUAUGAAUGUGGCAAAGAAUUUCUUGACAGGAAUAGUCUGCGGCAACAUCUAACAGUUCACACAGGAGAGAAGCUGUAUUGUUGUUCAGAAUGUGGAAGACAAUUCAUAAGAAUUAGCAGUCUCCAUAGACACAAAAAAAAUCACACGGGAGAGAAGCCAUAUUGCUGUUUAGAAUGUGGGAAACGAUUCCCAAAUAGUCUUCAGAUACACAUGGUAGUCCACACUGAAAAGAAGCCAUAUUGCUGUUUGGAAUGUGGCAAAAAAUUCUCACGAACCAACAGUCUUAAGCGCCACAUAAGAACUCACACUGGAGAGAAACCAUAUUGCUGCUCAAGUACUCUUAAGAAACACACUGCAAUCCACACUGCAGAGAAGCCAUAUUGCUGUUUGGAAUGUGGCAAACGAUUCCCAUACACCAACAGUCUUAAAGUCCACAUAAGAAUUCACACUGGAGAGAAGCCAUAUUGCUGCUCAAAAACUCUUACCUUCAUAGACACAGAACAGUCCACACAGGAGAGAAGCCGUAUUGUUGUUCAGAAUGUGAAAGAAAUUACUUAUCUUCAUCGACAUAAAAAAAUCCACUCUGGAGAGAAGCCGUAUUGCUGUAAUGAAUGUGGCAAACAAUAUGGUGACAAGAGUGCACUUCAGAAACAUACUAGAACCCACACUGGAGAGAAGUCAUAUUGCUGUUUGGAAUGUGGGAAGCAGUUUUCACAAACUAGCAGUCAUGAUGACCAUAUAAAAACUCACACUGGAGAUAAGCCACAUUUCUGCUCUGAUUGUGGCAAGCAGUUGUGUGACAGAAUGGACCUUCAGAGCCAGGCAACAGUUCACACAGGAGAAAAGCAUCUUCAGAAACACACUGCAAUCCACACUGCCAAGAAGCCAUAUUGCUGUUUGGAAUGUGGCAAACGAUUCUCACAAAACAACAGUCUUAAGUAUCACAUAAGAACUCAUACUGGAGAGAAACCAUAUUGCUGCUCGAUGAGGCUCAAGGGACGCAGAUUUGAGACGGUGGAGGAGAUCCAAGCGGUAACAACCGACAUUUUGACAACACUGACAAAAAACGACUUCCAGAGGUGCUUCGAGAAGUUGAAAUCUCGCUGGGUAUCGGUGUAUCAACUCAGCGGGUGA